This is a messenger RNA of Eurytemora carolleeae, 3411 nucleotides long. RefSeq names its product probable ATP-dependent RNA helicase DHX34. NCBI's taxonomy places the organism in Eukaryota, Metazoa, Arthropoda, Copepoda, Calanoida, Temoridae. Gene Ontology annotation, cellular component: intracellular anatomical structure. Gene Ontology annotation, biological process: nuclear-transcribed mRNA catabolic process, nonsense-mediated decay. The transcript is spliced from 19 exons. The coding region runs from base 28 to 3330 and encodes 1100 amino acids. The record is from RefSeq and is a predicted model, not a curated record. Gene Ontology annotation, molecular function: ATP binding; RNA binding.
UUGUAUAAGAAGUAUUUCAGAUGAAAAAUGGGUAAAAAAGACAAAAAACGACGACACCGGAGUUCGUCGUCUGAAAGUGAAAGAAAGCACAAGUCGAAACGUCGUCGUUCAAGAUCAUGGAGUAGACACCGGAGCCGGAGUAGGAGUAGGAGCAAGUCGACGGAGAAAAAGAAAUCCUUUAAUUUUCUCAAACACAAAUCCAAACUAAAUAAAAUUUUCUUCCGUGCUGAAGAUUUGAUCAAGCAAGGAACACGGGAAUACGAUGAAUUCUGGAAAUAUUUGCAAAAAUAUCAAGAAUUUGAGAAGAAACGUAAACACGAGAAGAUUCGGAGACCUAAAGAUGAAUUUUCCGAGUUUCUCCAGAUCCCAAGUAUACAUAAGAAGGAAUAUAACUCUAGUUUCUCCAUGUUACCCCUGGACCCUGCAGAUCUACUUCUUCGGAUUAGUUUCCAGGAUGAAGAAGGAAGAAAUAUUCUAACCAAGGAGAUGGUUCUAGAGUUCAAACACAUUCUCCAAACCUUUCUGAGUUUCCUGCAGCGUGAAAAGUUUUCUAAACUUAAGAAACUUCGAGAAGGUCAGCGUAACCUUCCUAUAGCAGUUUACAGGGAGGAGAUUCUUACAACCCUAGAGCAAAACCAGGUUAUCAUAGUGGCUGGAGAUACAGGUUGCGGAAAAUCAACCCAGGUUCCACAGUUUCUUCUCCAGGCUGGAUAUACAAACAUAGCGUGUACGCAACCUCGGCGUAUAGCUUGCAUCUCCCUGGCAAACAGGGUUAGUCAUGAAACCUUGAACCAGUACGGACAAGAGAUAGGAUAUCAAAUCAGGUUCGAGAAACAGAAAACCCAGAAUACAAAAGUCGUCUUUCUUACAGAAGGUUUAUUGCUAAGACAGAUUUCCAGCGAUGCUAGCUUGAGCUCUUACAACGUGAUUGUUUUGGACGAGGUCCAUGAGAGACACCUUCACGGAGAUUUUCUCCUCGGAGUUAUCAAGUGUCUUCUCCAGCAUAGAGAGGAUCUUAGAUUGAUUCUGAUGUCGGCCACCAUCAACAUCCAGUUGUUUAAGGAUUACUUCCAGGGCGAGGCGCCAGUUAUACAGGUCCCUGGUCGACUGUAUCCUAUAGUUCUCGAGUACCAUCCUGUACCCUGUGUAGAGGACAGUGACAGAGUUAAUCCUGCUCCCUAUGUUCGGAUACUUCAGAUAAUAGAUAAGAAGUAUCCUGUCACAGAACGAGGAGAUCUUCUAAUUUUUCUCAGUGGUAUCACAGAAAUAACAAGGGUUGCGGAUGCAUGUCGUCAGUACGCGGAGAUUAACAAUAAAUGGAUUGUCCUACCCCUCCACAGCACCCUGAGCUUGGCAGAGCAGGAGAAGGUCUUCGACUAUCCUCCAGACGGGAUUAGGAAAGCCAUUAUUAGCACAAAUAUCGCUGAAACCUCGGUAACUAUCGACGGUGUAAGGUUUGUCUGUGACUCAGGGAAGGUUAAGGAGAUGACCUACGAUCCUGUGUGUAAAAUGCAGAGACUGAAAGAGUUCUGGGUGAGCAGAGCGAGUGCUGAGCAGAGGAAGGGUAGAGCAGGCAGAACUGGUCCAGGAGUCUGCUAUAGACUCUACGCAGAGUCAGAAUACUCAGAAUUUACUCCGUACUCUAAACCUGAAAUAGAACGUGUACCUCUCGACUCUCUAGUCCUCCAAAUGGUCUCAAUGGGGCUCCCUGACGCCCGGAAAUUUCCGUUUAUAGAACCUCCUCCUCCGGAAUCUCUGGAGAACAGUAUCCUUGUUCUCAAGGAGCAGGGAGCUAUGACUGAGGACGAACGUCUUACAACCAUGGGGAAAAUGUUGGCAAACCUUCCCGUUGAUGUUUCCAUCGGAAAAAUUCUGAUAAACGGAUCCUUGUUUCAUCAAGUGGAUUCAGUUCUCACCCUAGCCGCAGCGCUCUCUGUGCAGUCCCCCUUCACUAAUCAAGCUUAUAGGGACUCGGAUUGUAUGGCAUCGAGAAGGAACCUGGACAGUGAUCAUGGUGAUCCUCUUACACUUCUUAACGCAUUCAGAGAGUGGUUGAGGAUUAAAGUUGACGAACGAGAGAACAGCAGGAAAUGGUGUAAGAAGCGGGGUUUAGAAGAACAACGGUUCUACGAGAUGACUAAACUCAGGAGACAGUUUGAGGAUUUACUCCGGGAUUCCGGACUCCUGGAGCAGGUUAGGACGGGAGGAAAUCUCUCCAGUAGUGAGAGAAUGGCCAGACAUGGAGAGCUAAAACAGCUCAGAGAGGCAAAAAGAAAUCAUCAAAAAGAGGGACCCAGGAGAAAGAAAACCCUGAAGAUCGGAGAUGAGGACGCAGAGGAUGAAGAGGAAGGAGUUGAUAUGGGAGACGUAGAUUUCAGGUUGAAGAAUGAUGCCAGCAAGGUUCGAAAGCUGAUGGAGAGUAGUAAAGCAGUUUCUUACAAGGAUAUAACAAUGCUGAAAUUGAUCCUAACAUGUGGUCUAUACCCGCAGGUAACUAGUUUUACUGCAAAGCAUCCUCCUAGCGCUAAACAUCAGUUACUAGUUUACAUAUCUCUGCUGGAAACCAUGAAACCAUAUCUCACUGCUUCUAUCCGGGUUCCAGCUCUACCUGUUCUCCUCCUCUUCUCACAUUCAAUAGAGACGAAUGGAGACGUGUCAAGGAUCAUAUUUGACUCCUGGUUGGAGAUAACUUUCGCAGACCCGGAGACUGGACAAAACCAGCUCCUUGCAGCGGUUAAACUGCGGAGAAACUGGUUAGCUCUGCUCAAUCUCAAGCUGGAGGAUGCAGGAAGCACUAUCAAGAACGAUGAGAAGUCUAGAGCAGAACAACAAGAGUUAGAGUCAACCCUAUCCCGGGGCCUACUAGAGUUCAUUCACAACGAGAGUGUGUUCAGUGUGAAGCGUCUGCUCCCCGCGGAUAUCAAGGUUGCAUAUGUAGGCCGAGGGAUGGGUUGGUUUGAGGAUACUAAGAAUCCGUUUGAUCCUUCGGUUGAUCCUACCCGGCAUCCUGUCAAGGGUGGGAUGAAGAUGACUGAAAAUAUAACUUACAAUUGUCUGGCAGGGGAUUUCACUGGAGCAGAAAAGAUGACCUGGAUCUGUCCUUUCUGUCAGGCCCAGGGUGAAUAUCUGCCCCUGGAGCGAAUGUGCCACUACUCCGCCUGUAGCGGGGCGGAGGAGGUUGUCAAGUUACGAGAGCAUCUGGCGGAACUGGAGAGGUCGGAGAGAGAAUCCGAUCCUAGUUUAAAGAAGUUUAACUGCUCUACCUGCAGACAGGAGCUGAGAUUGUCUCCGAUAGAAAUCCUGAAACACAAGAAGAAAUGCAAACCUUAAAAUAUGUGUUUGUGUAAGACUGUGAUAAAUAAUAUGUUUGUUAAAUGUGAUCAAUUAAAUAGAUAUCCAUAGAAAAACUAA